ACGAACAGGAGCAAACCCAAAAAUUCUAAAAACAUCGCUGGAGACCCAUGGCGUGCAGUGGAUUCGCAGUGGAUGCAUGAACACCUUUUGCGUUACUCUCGCUCGGGUCUAUCAACAAUCUUUUGAACACCGUCCGUAUUGGACCCUUGCCAUAACUAAUGGCGCUCUCAACGCGCUCGGAGACACGGUUGCACAACUCACUGAGGCUGUGACUCAGCGUUCCACAUCACAUGAACCGUGGCCCCGCUAUGAUAUCCCACGAACCUUACGAUUCUUCGCGUUCGGAUUGGGUAUGGGUCCCUUGAUCGGGAGGUGGAACUUCUUCCUUGAACGUCACUUCCCUCUACGUGCCAAUGGAAGCACUGGAAAAGUCAGCGUGAAAGCUCUGUCGAAGAGGGUUGCUGCCGACCAACUCCUCAUAGCACCUAUUGGUCUUUCACUUUUCAUUGGAACCAUGAGUAUGAUGGAGGGCAAGGAUGCCCAACAUAUAAAAGGAAAGUUUAAAGACUUGUAUGUUCCGUUGAUCAUUGCAAACUGGCAAGUUUGGCCGCCCGCACAGUUGAUUAAUUUCCGAUACAUGCCUCUCGCCUACCGAGUGCCGUUCCAGUCCAGCUGCGGUGUCUUCUGGACGCUAUAUCUCUCUAUUGCUAAUGCAAGGGAGGAUCGGAAACAGGACGAGCUCGACCGCUUGCGCAGUGCAAGUACACAAUAAGCGUCUCGCCGGUCUUGAUCUCAAUAUUAAGCCAAAAUACAUCACCAUGGAGAAAUUUAUAUUCUUAGACCUCAACUUCAAUCCCCCACUUCUGUAGCAUCAACGUAUACUAGCAAACGUAACUUUCUACUCUAGAUGUCCAAGGGACUUUUCGUUGUUAUACUACUUUUCAUGCACUACUAGCUAUACAUAGCGCUGCGUAGCUUGUACAUAACACCCGCAGCAUAUAGAUGUUCAAAUACAUACACCAUGCAAUUCGACGUAUG
Somion occarium is the source of this 978-nucleotide messenger RNA. NCBI's taxonomy places the organism in Eukaryota, Fungi, Basidiomycota, Agaricomycetes, Polyporales, Cerrenaceae. The record is from the annotation of a GenBank genome assembly.